AUGCCAAUUCUUGCGAAUUCCCAGCGUCUUACUGAAAUGGUCAGGAUGAGCACAUCUCAUCGAUUCAUGACAUCCGAGGGUCUCAUGCCGUCGACAAUAUUCGACAAAGGAGAUGCUGAUAUGGAUGUAUCGGAAGAGAUGGAGGAGGUGAGGGAGUUGCUGUACGAGAUGAUUAAAAAGAACUUCCCCAUGGGUGUGUCAUCCUCCCAUCUGGCUCAGAAGUAUCAUGAAGAGUGA
This is a messenger RNA of Cooperia oncophora, 237 nucleotides long. NCBI's taxonomy places the organism in Eukaryota, Metazoa, Nematoda, Chromadorea, Rhabditida, Trichostrongylidae. The record is from the annotation of a GenBank genome assembly.